Molecule: messenger RNA, 1765 nt
Organism: Hermetia illucens (black soldier fly)
Lineage: Eukaryota; Metazoa; Arthropoda; Insecta; Diptera; Stratiomyidae
Product: tubulin beta chain-like
Exons: 1
Coding region: 234-1565 (443 amino acids)
Biological process (GO): microtubule cytoskeleton organization; mitotic cell cycle
Cellular component (GO): microtubule; cytoplasm
Molecular function (GO): GTPase activity; GTP binding; structural constituent of cytoskeleton
Source: RefSeq, a predicted model, not a curated record
GUUUCAAAAUAAAAUCAAAUGAAACGCUUCAGUUUACAGGCGCUCAUGUCCUAAAAUUUCACGAGGGUUAGCUUUUCAUUUUUUUUUAAAGUUUGUAAUAUCUUUUUAUAAUAUUGUUUAAAAUAAAAGAGGCGUCACCACUAGACCGUUUGCUGACGCUGUACGUAGUAAACUGAAGAAAGACAAAAAGAAGGACCUGAAGGACUUCUGAUAAAAAAUAGUUCUCAGAAAAAAUGCGUGAAAUUGUGUACCUCCAAGCAGGACAAUGCGGAAACCAAAUUGGAGCAAAAUUUUGGGAAGUCCUCUCCGAUGAGCAUUGUAUCGAUGCGUCAGGAUCCUAUUAUGGCGAUAGCGAUCUGCAAUUAGAACGUAUAAAUGUGUACUACGAUGAAGCCAGAUCUGGGAAAUACGUACCGCGAACCGUUCUAGUGGAUCUCGAACCCGGUACCAUGGAUGCAGUCCGGGCAGCCCCAUUUGGUCAGAUCUUUCGACCGGAUUGUUUCGUGUUCGGUCAGUCGGGGGCUGGAAACAAUUGGGCUAAAGGACAUUAUACAGAAGGCGCUGAGCUGGUCGACUCUGUCCUAGACGUCGUGCGGAAGGAAGCUGAAAGCUGUGAUUGUUUGCAAGGCUUCCAAAUGACUCAUUCACUUGGUGGUGGAACAGGGUCCGGAAUGGGAACAUUACUGAUAUCGAAAAUCAGGGAGGAAUAUCCAGAUAGGAUUAUGGGAACGUUCUCGGUGGUUCCUUCCCCGAAAGUGUCAGACACUGUUGUAGAACCAUAUAACGCCACAUUGAGCAUACAUCAGUUGGUUGAGAACACUGACGAGACGCAUUGCAUAGACAACGAGGCGCUUUACGAUAUUUGUUUCAGGACCCUCAAACUGACCACUCCCACGUAUGGUGACCUGAACCACCUGGUGUCUGCGACAAUGUCUGGCAUCACAACAUGUCUGAGAUUUCCGGGUCAACUGAAUGCUGAUUUAAGGAAGCUGGCUGUUAACAUGGUUCCAUUCCCGCGGCUACAUUUCUUCAUUCCUGGCUUCGCACCACUCACUUCGCGGGGAUCGCAGCAGUACCGGGCUAUAACAGUACCUGAGCUGGUGCAGCAGUUGUUCGAUGCGAAGAACAUGAUGGCUGCAUGUGACCCUCGUCACGGCAAGUACCUGACGGUGGCCGUUAUAUUUCGUGGAAGAGUUUCAAUGAAGGAAGUCGACGAGCAAAUGCUGAAUGUUCAGAACAAGAACAGUAGCUACUUCGUCGAGUGGAUUCCAAACAAUGUGAAGACAGCGGUGUGCGAUAUUCCGCCACGAGGUCUGAAAAUGGCUGCAACAUUUUCAGGAAACUCCACAUCGAUUCAGGAGCUUUUCAAACGAAUUUCAGAACAAUUCACGGCCAUGUUUCGUCGCAAAGCAUUUUUACAUUGGUACACUGGCGAGGGUAUGGAUGAGAUGGAGUUUACCGAGGCUGAGAGUAAUGCUAACGAUUUAAUAAACGAGUAUCAGCAGUACCAAGAAGCGGUUGGGGAUGAAGAGGGUGAAUAUGAAGAGGAAGAAGGUGCAGAAUAAGUGAAAGUAGUAUUUAAUUUUCAAAAUAUAUACGCGUAGUUUCUGCAAUUCCCAUUAAUUUAUGAGCGCAGUUGAUUUAAAACAAGGACAUGACACAGUAAAUCCUGAAUACUCGUUGCUUGUAAUGUAUAUUUUUGAGAAAAUCAUAUUUGUGACAUGUAUGUAUUUUUAGAAAUAAAUUUUUUUAAAGGGACUAUUUA